CCAUUUUUAAAUAAAAAUUAAAAAAUAAAUAAAAACCCUCUCUCUCUUCUCUCUCUCUCUCUUACAUACUCGCUUCGCUUCCACGCACUCCAAUAGGGUUCGCCCUUCUCUUCUUCACUCAGAUGUGUUGAAAUCAUCAAGUUUGCGACUUUGAGGAAUUAGGAUCGUUUGGAAAAAAAGGGGUGUUUUUUUUAGGGUUAAAGGUUUCAAUCAUUAUCAUCAUCAUCCAUGGCUUGGUUUAGAGCUGGAACAAACUUAGCUAAACAUGCUAUUAGGAAAACCCUUUCUAAGGGUGGAUCUUCAUAUCAUGUGUCAAGGGCUAGGGUGUUUCCAUCAUCACCAUUAUCAGGGGGUGGUAGUGGUAGUAGAGGGUUUCAAACUACUGUUUUCAAAUCUAGAGAGCAAGCUGCACCGGUGCCGCGUGCGGUUCCGCUUUCGAGGUUGACUGAUAGUUUCUUGGAUGGGACUAGUAGUGUGUACUUGGAGGAGCUUCAGAGGGCUUGGGAGGCUGAUCCCAACAGUGUUGAUGAGUCUUGGGAUAAUUUCUUUAGGAACUUUGUGGGCCAGGCUUCUACCUCCCCUGGGCUUUCGGGUCAGACGAUUCAGGAGAGUAUGAGGUUGUUGUUGUUGGUGAGGGCGUACCAGGUAAAUGGUCACAUGAAGGCCAAGUUGGAUCCGCUGAACCUGGAAGAGAGGCAAGUCCCUGAGGAUUUGGACCCUGCCCUUUAUGGAUUCUCUGAGGCUGAUCUCGAUCGGGAGUUCUUCUUAGGGGUCUGGAGGAUGGCUGGUUUCUUGUCCGAGAAUCGACCCGUGCAGACCCUUAGGUCCAUAUUGACAAGGCUUGAGCAGGCUUAUUGUGGAAGCAUUGGGUAUGAGUAUAUGCACAUUGCUGAUAGGGAGAAGUGUAAUUGGCUUAGGGACAGGAUUGAAACCCCUACAUCUACACACUAUAACAGGGAGCGUAGGGAGGCGAUUUUCGAUCGGCUUGCCUGGAGUUCACUGUUUGAGAACUUCUUGGCCACCAAGUGGACUUCAGCUAAGAGGUUCGGGCUUGAAGGGGGUGAGACUCUUAUUCCCGGCAUGAAGGAAAUGUUUGAUCGUGCAUCUGAUCUCGGAGUUGAGAGCAUAGUCAUAGGAAUGGCGCAUAGGGGGAGAUUGAAUGUUUUGGGGAAUGUGGUCAGGAAGCCGCUGCGCCAGAUCUUUUGUGAGUUCAGUGGUGGUCAGCCUGAGGAUGAAUUCGGGCUCUACACGGGAACUGGUGAUGUUAAGUAUCACUUGGGGACAUCUUAUGAUCGUCCUACUAGGGGUGGCAAGAAGUUACAUUUGUCUUUGGUGGCAAAUCCUAGUCACUUGGAAGCUGUCGACCCGGUUGUUGUUGGCAAAACUCGAGCUAAGCAGUAUUACUCAAAUGAUGUGGACAGAACCAAGAACAUGGGUGUUUUGCUUCAUGGAGAUGGUAGUUUUGCUGGACAGGGCGUGGUCUAUGAAACCCUCCAUCUAAGUGCUCUUCCAAAUUACACUACGGGCGGGACUAUUCAUAUUGUGUUGAACAACCAAGUUGCAUUUACAACUGAUCCGGAAUCUGGCAGGUCUUCACAGUAUUGCACUGAUGUUGCCAAAGCUUUGGAAUGUCCUAUCUUUCAUGUGAACGGUGAUGACGUGGAAGCAGUUGUUCAUGCCUGUGAACUUGCUGCUGAGUGGCGCCAGACUUUCCAUUCAGAUGUGGUUGUGGACUUAGUGUGUUAUCGUCGAUUUGGCCAUAAUGAGAUUGAUGAACCAUCUUUCACUCAGCCUAAAAUGUACAAGGUCAUCCGAAGCCAUCCAUCAGCUCUUGAGAUCUAUCAGAAGAAGCUUUUGGAAUCAGGGGAGCUGGCAAAAGAAGACAUUGAUAAGAUACACAACAAGGUCACAUCAAUUCUAAAUGAAGAAUUUUUGGCUAGCAAAGAAUACAUUCCCAAAAGAAGAGAUUGGCUUUCAGCAUAUUGGACCGGGUUCAAGUCACCUGAACAGCUUUCACGUAUCCGAAACACUGGUGUGAAACCAGAGAUCUUGAAAAAUGUUGGGAAAGCAAUCACAACCAUCCCUGACAAUUUCACACCUCAUAAAGCUGUGAAGAGGAUUUAUGAUCAACGCGCCCAAAUGAUUGAAACUGGCGAAGAUAUUGAUUGGGGAUUUGCAGAGGCACUUGCUUUUGCAACCUUGCUUGUUGAAGGUAACCAUGUUCGAUUAAGUGGUCAGGAUGUCGAAAGAGGAACAUUUAGCCACCGGCAUGCUGUAGUUCAUGAUCAAACAACGGGGGACAAAUAUUGCCCCCUUGACCAUGUGAUAAUGAACCAAAAUGAAGAGAUGUUUACUGUUAGCAAUAGCUCACUUUCCGAGUUUGGUGUUCUUGGAUUUGAAGUGGGUUACUCAAUGGAAAAUCCCAACUCACUGGUAAUUUGGGAGGCUCAAUUUGGUGAUUUUGCUAAUGGGGCUCAUGUGAUAUUUGACAAUUUCUUGGCUUCUGGUGAGUCUAAGUGGCUCCGUCAGACUGGACUUGUUAUGUUACUUCCUCAUGGUUAUGAUGGCCAGGGCCCUGAGCAUUCAAGUGCAAGAUUGGAACGCUUUCUUCAGAUGGCCGAUGACAAUCCUUAUAUUAUCCCUGAGAUGGAUCCAACACUUCGGAAACAAAUUCAGGAGUGUAAUUUGCAGAUUGUGAAUGUCACAACUCCUGCCAAUUUUUUCCAUGUUUUAAGGAGGCAGUUGCAUAGAGAAUUCCGUAAGCCUCUCUUUGUAAUGUCCCCUAAGAACCUGCUUCGUAGUAAGGCUUGCAGAUCAAAUCUAUCUGAAUUUGAUGAUGUCCAAGGCCACCCAGGCUUUGACAAACAGGGAACAAGAUUUAAGCGCCUCAUAAAAGACCAAAAUGCCCACUCAGAUGUUGAGGAGGGUAUUAGACGUUUAGUACUCUGCUCUGGAAAGGUUUACUAUGAGCUUGAUGAUCACCGAACUAAGGUUGAUGGAAAAGACGUUGCAAUAUGUAGGGUGGAACAGCUUUGUCCAUUCCCAUAUGACCUUGUCCAACGAGAGCUUAAACGAUAUCCAAAUGCUGAGGUUGUUUGGUGUCAAGAAGAGCCAAUGAACAUGGGUGGAUACACUUACAUCUUACCCCGGCUUAUAUCCUCCAUGAAAGCUGUAGGCAGGGGAGGCUAUGAGGAUGUCAAAUAUGUUGGUCGUGCUCCAUCUGCCGCCACUGCCACUGGAUUCCUAAAGGUUCACCAGAAGGAGCAGGCUGAGAUUGCUGAGAAAGCCCUUCAACGCGAACCACUCAACUUCCCAUUCUGAAAGGCUUUGCAAAUACACCCUUUUUUCCAAUGAUAUUGCAUUUAGUUUUUUUUUUUUUUCGCUUAGAGCCGGAAGGUGGCUUGAUAUAUUUGCUUUUGACUUUUGAGUAAGCUGAAUUUCAUGGUGUAUACUUUGUGCUGAGAUUUUUGUUUUGUUGCAAAGAGGUGAUUACCAUGCGACACUGAAAGGUUGCCUUACAAGUUGAGUUGAUACUUUUGAUACUUCGGUUUUUGCUUUCUUUUUUAUAAACCUUAUACUAUGUAAUUUUGAAACACAUCUUCAAUAAUCUAAGUAAUAUGUAAUUCCAGUUUCCAAAGGCAUUGCUUGGCAUUAUGGCAUGUGGAACAUGGCCUACUUUUAAUUGAAUAAAUCAAUUCAUUUGUUGAA
This is a messenger RNA of Lotus japonicus, 3708 nucleotides long. RefSeq lists its product as uncharacterized. The record is from RefSeq and is a predicted model, not a curated record. Bases 229 to 3321 code for a protein of 1030 amino acids. Gene Ontology annotation, cellular component: oxoglutarate dehydrogenase complex; mitochondrion. NCBI's taxonomy places the organism in Eukaryota, Viridiplantae, Streptophyta, Magnoliopsida, Fabales, Fabaceae. Gene Ontology annotation, molecular function: oxoglutarate dehydrogenase (succinyl-transferring) activity; thiamine pyrophosphate binding. Gene Ontology annotation, biological process: tricarboxylic acid cycle. The transcript has 9 exons.